Maudiozyma saulgeensis is the source of this 2193-nucleotide messenger RNA. The record is from the annotation of a GenBank genome assembly. Lineage: Eukaryota; Fungi; Ascomycota; Saccharomycetes; Saccharomycetales; Saccharomycetaceae.
AUGGGUAAUACAUUCAUGAGGCAAUUGUAUAGUCCUGGUCUUCAAUUGUUCAUGGAGAAUGACCCGAAUGCGGAUAUAUUAUAUAGCACAUCUAACAUUAAUAAAUCAUUAAAAGCCACCAACAAAAAUGAUUAUUCACAGGCCACCUGUGUAAAUAAUCAGGAUAUACUAGCAUCUAUCAAAGAAAGGGAUAUCUCACUACCUAAAUCUGUGCAUUUUAACGAUUCCUCCCCAACUAUAGUUUCAGAUAGUCCCUAUUUGACGAACCAUGGUUUCGAAAAUUUCGUAUCUCCAUUUUGGAAUAAUAUAAUAGAAUCCGUAUUUAAAGAUUUGCCUUAUAAUGGCGAUAAUCAAUUUAUAGAGGAGUUCAAGUACAAUGUAAUCAGCUCAUCCUUUUUACACGAUCUAAAUAGUUAUAUUCAUCCAAUAAAACCUAAGAGUUCAAUUUUGGAUUUUAAUAAUAAAGAUAAUGAAAAGUUGAAUAAAACUAUAAAAUUAUCAAAGAAAACGAGAUAUGGCAAAAUAGCAAAAAAGGUUAAUUACAGGUUCGUGUUGAUUGGUACAUUAGACUAUAGCAGUACUGUAUUUUCAUGCUUAAAAGUUAUGUAUUCGUUGAAAAAGUUGAAUAAAUCGUUACAACGCAAUACUAAACGAAUUGUUAUUGUUCUAUUAAUUUUCCUUUACCUAUCGUUUCAACAGACUAAUUUGAGGGUACACUGCAUUAGAGCUAAAUGUAUUGAAGUAAUUAAAGAAAUGACUCCACUACUUGAAAAUCUCGACACGUUGAUAAGCCAAUAUCAUCUACAAUAUAAAGAAUUAAAUAUUAAAAAAAAUUCAGCAGUACUCAAAGAAAACGAACGAUUAAACUUAAAAAAUACUUUAAAAAAUAAAUCUUCCAUUGAACGAACUGAUAUCUCCACCAUACAUGAUAUUUUACAUUCCACUACAGAUCAGAUGUUUUUUAAAAUAAAUUCUACUAUUCGUCAAUGGUUAACAUGUUGUGAUUUUGAUAACUUGAGCAGUUAUUGUGAAAUGUUUGAUGUAAGUCCCUUUGAAUUGCGUAUAUGUUUAACACAACAUUGUAGUUCUCUAUCACAAAAUAUAUCAAAUAUUCAUAUCCUUCGAAAAUUUUUAUUUUGCUGUUUAUUAUCCAUUCUUAAUGAUAGUAAAAUUCAAUCUAAGACUAUCGAUUCCAAUUUCCAAUUAAAAAUCCUAAGGUUAUUUAAAUGUUCAAAAAAUCAAAAAUCAAUAAGAAUGAAUGAAUGUUCUAUUCUCAAUAAAGUUAACUCAUCUUUAAUAUCAUUAAUGGACACGACGAAAAUAUUAGUUUCCUCACUGCAAGAAAAUAAAAGUGUAUUCAAAAUGGCUCAAUUAGAUUGUUUUCCAUCAAUUAUUACCACUUCAUAUGACCAGACAACAAUAAAAAGACAACAGAAUUUGAUUUAUGAAACAUUAGAAACAUUAGAGGAUCAAAUUGAAAUAAUACAGAAGUAUAAUAAAUCUAACUAUGACUUUAGUUCAGUUGAGAAUCGUCUACGACAUUUAAUAAACUCCGUACACGAUUUUCAUACUGAUCAGAUAAGCCAGAUACCCCAACAAAGUUACUCUGUAUCACGAAAUGUAUCCGAUACACGAGCUUCCAGUUACGGGAAAGGAUUUUCCUUAGAUGUUCUCCGUGCCCCAAGUCCACUUGAUGCAUCACUUAAUCUUAACAGAAAAGUCGAAUUUAUUAAAAUUGCUAAUAGUGAUGAGGAAGAUGAUGGGGGAUUUGUUUCAAGUGACGAAAAUUACUACAACGAAGACGAAACAAUCAUACAAUGUGAAUUACAACCUACUAUGGAGAACGAUACAAGCCGUGGAAUAUCUGUCCAUUAUCAGAGUAUGCGACAAUUAUCGGACGAACAAUUACAAAGACAACUUCAAGAUGAAAUAUUGAAAUUCUCUGCAGAAAACAAGAAGAGUAGAGAAAACUUGAGGACUGAGAAAUCAUUUGAAUUGUUAAAAAGGUGUAGAAAGCACAAUAACGAACAAUUAAGUUUUGACGAUACUAAGACUGUUAUAAAUACGAAUAAUGGUAAUGUUCAGUCCGGGAAGAACAAUAUGAAAACAAACUCAAACUUAGAUAAAAAUCAUCAUCUAUGCGUCUCAGAAGAAGGUAUUCCAAUAUUAUACAAUAUUAGGGAAUACUCUUGA